Arabidopsis lyrata subsp. lyrata is the source of this 1429-nucleotide messenger RNA. Its product is annotated as putative L-type lectin-domain containing receptor kinase I.10. Gene Ontology annotation, molecular function: protein kinase activity; ATP binding. NCBI's taxonomy places the organism in Eukaryota, Viridiplantae, Streptophyta, Magnoliopsida, Brassicales, Brassicaceae. Gene Ontology annotation, biological process: protein phosphorylation. Gene Ontology annotation, cellular component: plasma membrane. The record is from RefSeq and is a predicted model, not a curated record.
UCUUUUGUCACAACCCAUCAAUCUUUCAGAUAUUUUCCCAAACAGAAGACUUUUUGUUGGGUUCUCUGCAGCAACAGGGACAGCUAUCAGUUAUCAAUAUAUUCUUUCGUGGAGUUUUAGCACAAGCAGAGGAUCACUGCAGCGACUUGACAUCUCAAGACUACCUGAAGUUCCACAUCCUAGAGCUGAACAUAAGAACCUAUCUCCGCUGUUUAUUGUCCUGCUUGGUUUUCUGGCUAUCAUGGGCUUGUGUACUCUUACUGGAAUGUACUUUUUUAGGAGGAGCAAGUAUGCAGAAGUAACCGAAGCAUGGGAAAAGGAAUUUGGUGCACAUCGAUUCUCUUACAAAUCCUUGUACAAAGCAACAAAAGGGUUUAACAAGGAUGGAUUUCUUGGAAGAGGAGGUUUUGGAGAAGUCUACAGAGGAAAUCUCUUUUCAAACAGAGAAAUAGCUGUGAAGAGAAUGUCACAUGACGGUGAUCAAGGUGUGAAGCAAUUUGUGGCUGAAGUCGUGAGCAUGAGAUGUCUGAAACACAGGAAUCUUGUUCCGCUUCUUGGGUAUUGCAGGAGAAAACAUGAGUUGCUUCUUGUCUCCGAGUACAUGCCCAAUGGUAGUCUUGACGAGCAUUUGUUUGAUGACCAGAAACCGGUACUUUCUUGGCGACAAAGACUUGUGAUUAUUAAGGGUAUUGCAUCUGCACUCUGUUACCUUCAUACAGGUGCGGACCAAGUUGUUCUGCACCGAGAUAUCAAAGCUUCAAACAUUAUGUUGGACGCCGAGUUCAAUGGAAGAUUAGGGGAUUUUGGCAUGGCCAGCUUUCACGACCAUGGAGGCAUCUCAGACUCAACAUGCGCCGUGGGGACUAUCGGGUACAUGGCGCCAGAUAUACUUCAUAUGGGAGCAUCCACUAGAACUGAUGAGUAUGCCUUUGGUGUUUUCAUGGUUGAAGUAGCCUGUGGGAGGAGACCUGUGGAACCACAGUUGCAACUUGAGAAACGAGUUCUGAUUGAAUGGGUUUGUGAUUGCUGGAAAAGGGGUUCUUUGCUUGAUGCUACCGAUCCCGAUUACGUGGAAAAUUCUUAUCCAAGGAAGUCGAGAUGGUCAUGAAACUCGGUCUGCUCUGCUCAAAUACCGUGCCAGAAUCCAGACCUACAAUGGAGCAAGUUGUCCUAUACUUAAACAAGAACCUACCUUUGCCAGAUUUCUCACCAUAUACAGUGGGGAUUAGCAAUCAUUCUUCGGUUCUGAUUGAUGCAGCCUCCCUUGUAGCUUCAAGGAGCUGGUCAGCUGUUUCCUCGGCCAAUAACUCACCUUAAUACAGAUCACGAUUAUUUUUAUCGGUCUCACUUGGUCCCAAUCACUGAAUUUUUUCUGGAAAUGCUAUAUUGUCCCAAUCAAUAAUAAAAGAAACUAACAGUUAUCCGAUUU